Messenger RNA from Canariomyces notabilis, 1252 nucleotides. RefSeq names its product alpha/beta-hydrolase. Gene Ontology annotation, cellular component: membrane. Gene Ontology annotation, molecular function: monoacylglycerol lipase activity. Bases 160 to 1080 code for a protein of 306 amino acids. Lineage: Eukaryota; Fungi; Ascomycota; Sordariomycetes; Sordariales; Chaetomiaceae. The record is from RefSeq and is a predicted model, not a curated record. The transcript has 3 exons.
GACACUUGACACGUGAAUGCCGGUCGGCAGCCAAUUCAGACCCACCUGAGGACUGCCUCGGACAGAGACUCACAGACAACUCUUAUCUCAUCAAUCCCCCGUUUAACGCUAGGUGCCAUCUCUGUGUUGGCUAUCCUCUCUAGAUGGUUCAAACUAGAAAUGGUCAUCGAAAAGGAAGGCACCUUUGACAUUGGAGGCCACAGUGUCUACACCAAGUCAUGGCUUCCCGAUGGACCCAUCAAGGCCAAGCUGAUCUUCAUUCACGGUUUCAGCGACCACAUGGGACGAUACUAUGGAUUCUUCCCGUCACUCGCGGCGCGCGGCAUCGCGGUCCACGGCCUUGACCAGCGGGGCUGGGGCCGUUCGGUGCGCAAACCCAGCGACAGGGGACUCACGGGCCCCACGUCGCAGGUUCUGGCCGACAUGGCCGCCUUCAUCACCCCGCACCUGCCCAAGGCCCCGACGGACCCGCCCGUCUUUGUCAUGGGCCACUCGAUGGGCGGCGGGCAGGUGCUGACGCUGGCGUGUUCGCCGGCGUAUCAGGACAGCCUGGUGCGCCAUGUCCGCGGCUGGCUACUGGAAAGCCCCUUCAUCGGCUUCUCGCCCGAGGAGCAGCCCAGCGCGAUCAAGGUCAUGGUUGGCAGGCUGGCGGGCAAGCUGUUGCCCCAGUUUCAGCUUAAGCAUGUUGUUCUGCCGGAGCAUUUGAGUCGUGAUCCGGAGGUGGUUAAGAGCAUUGCUGAGGAUGAGCUGAUGCACAAUACGGGCACGCUGGAGGGGCUCGCGGGAUUGCUUGACCGCACGGCGGCGCUGGCGAAGGGGGAGGUCCGGCCGCAGCCUGGAGGGGCGCUCCGGGCGCUGUGGGUCGGGCACGGCACGCACGAUAAGACUACCUGGUUUGACGCGAGCAAGAAGUACUUUGACGAGUGCACUGGUGAGGUGCCGGAUCGGCAGUUCAGGGCCUAUGAAGGGUGGUAUCAUCAGCUGCAUGCUGAUGGGCCACAGAGCGAGGAAUUUUAUAGAGAUGUAGGGGAUUGGAUUCUCGCUCGAUGCGAGGCUGACAAACCGGAAGCGAAGCUAUGAUGAGGAGGCUCUUGGAUAAGGCUGAAUGAUUAUAAGGAAUGUCUCUUUUUUUUGGGUUUUUGAUAGCGAUUGAGGAAUGGUUUGUUUUCUAUAGGACUCAGAAUCUGGAUCUGGACUGACAGCAUCGGCCUUGAGGUUAUGGUAACGGUAAGAUGUCGCGUAUGUCGGGGUA